GAAUGGAAAAUUGUGGAUGGACGGAAUGCGCAUGCGCUUACAGACAGGGGGAGUUUCUGGCGGCCGUGGCGGUUGGGUCUUCAACUCGCGUAGACGAGACAGCCAGUGGCAGUUAUCGCGUCGCGACGCUCGACGUUGUUUCGGGACGUCUUGUAGCACCUCGUGACAGAACAAUGACCGAUUUUAUAAGACGUCUAUGGUAAAAGUACGAGAGAAACGUUAGACUAAGAAAGACGGUUAAAACUUUUCGUGGAAAUAAGGUUGAUCGAGCUUUUUGACUUGACUGAAAUUCAAAAGUUUUUGCUUGACAAUGUCAUCACAGUGCUCUUUAUCAUGAAUUAUUCUAGUGUUUAUAGAGAACAUUUAAACAAUGAAUAAGCAUCGUACCAGUGAUGUAAAAAAUAUCGUUGACAACUGUAAGAACGUGAGAAUGACUAUCCUUUGUUCGUGAAUUUGUUUCGUGGUUUCGCUAUGAGACGUUGACAAAGGUGAAAGGUAGAAUAAAAAAAAGGGGAAAAAAUGGUGAGAGAAUUGUAGCAGGUUAUCCGAUCGGAUUUUCUCAUUUCCUGGUUGCGCGAGAUUUAUGUCUCCCGUUGGUUCAGUGAGUCCUAUUCUCUCUCUACUCUCUCACGCUUGUUUCUUCCAGAAAGAAUAAUUCUUCUUGGCAUUCGUAAAAUCUUAGUUGGAAGAUUUUAAAAAUUCUCAAAAGUUCCGUAGCGAUAAAUAGUUUUUCCGUGUUUUGAAUGAUAUCAGUGAUACAGAGACGUAAAGUGAAUUCGAGGAAACAGGAAAAGACAAUUUAAACGACAUAGGAAACUGCCGGCAAGUAAAUCGUGUAUUAAGGAUGGCAUGAAAGAGACAUAAGAAUGUAGGGAACACGAAAUAUAUCAAUUUACAAGAGGUUAUCUGAAGCUUGUAACUAAUAAGAACAACUCGGGUCGAACCGGUAGCGACGGCACCGGGUAGCACAUUGCCUGUAUAAAAAUGCCUGAAAGUGCCAAGGAGUCCUUUACAUAUUUUCGGUAAAGGACUCUCGUGAAAUUCCAUCAUCGAUGAACGAAUUACUCGAAUAGCUCGGAUAGCUUGGAUAACUGAGAUAACCCAAAUAACCGAAUCGAUCGAUUAUCUCACCUCGCCGAUACAUCGGAGGCGUGGCAUUCGUUGGUUCUUAAAUUUUCAAGAAAAAGAAAAAUCAAAUCACGUAUUAAUCUGAGACUGUAACGAGAUUACUAAGCACAAAAAGUUUACUAGAAAAAGAGUAAACAGACAAGCGAUACAGCAAUCCCUGAGACGCUGCUUCCAAGAAAUUAAAAUCUCUCUACGUCUUCUCCAUCUUGAGUCGGCCACGUGAUCUUCGGAAAAGUUCUAGAUCACGUUAUAUUGUCAUGUAGUGGAAUAAAAAAUUGUACCACAAACUUGUAUUCAUCCUUCGCUGACGAGAUUAACGAAGAUAAAUGGACCAGUGGAUACCUAAGAGAUAGAUCACAUACAUAUAUGGAUGCAGAAAACAAUUAAAAAACAAGUGAAAAAGGACAUUGGGUAUGUAACGUCGAAGAUUGAGUGUCAAAAGACUAUUCGGAUAAAUGAAAUAAAAGGUUAAGUAAAAAUUAAGUCCCAAGGCGAUGGAAUAAAGAAGAUUCGAAAAAUAUUCAUAAGAAAAAAAGUUGGUGAGCUUAAAGCGAAUUCGAGAGUGUCCCGCGAGUAAGACUGAUGUGUCUGAGUCCUGAGUGAAGCUUAAGGCGUGACGUUCAGGUCGAUCAGUCUGUGAUGGCAUGAAGACAUUAGUAAGGAGGUGCCGGCCCAGCGAGGAGGAGGAUGAGGAUGGUGGUGGGCAUAAUGGUGCUGGGUCAGCUUCUGACGAGGCUUCUGCUUGCGGCCCAUGCUGGGGACAGACUUGCAGCAGCCAGAAGGAUCUUGAGAGACGUUCCACUGAUAGAUGGGCACAACGACCUCCCUUGGAACAUCCGGAAGUUUCUCAAGAACCAGCUCAGGGACUUCCGGUUUGAUGAUCUCAGGGAGACUCAUCCGUGGUCCCGAAGCGCUUGGAGUCAUACGGAUCUCAGACGACUCAGGGAAGGGAUGGUCGCUGCCCAAUUCUGGUCGGCGUACGUGCCAUGUUCCUCGCAGCAUCUUGAUUCGGUCCAGCUGGCACUCGAGCAGAUUGACCUAAUACGACGUCUGGUCAACAAACAUCCACAGAGCAUGGUACUCGUUAGCAGUGCCGAUGGCAUUGAACGUGCACAUAAGGACGGUAGACUAGCCAGUCUGAUAGGCGUAGAAGGAGGACACGCCGUAGGUGCGAGUCUGGCUGUCCUGAGGAUGCUUUACGAAUUGGGAGCGAGAUAUCUCACUCUGACGCACACAUGUAACACGCCUUGGGCAGACUGCAGCACAGCGGAUGAACCUGGUCAAGUGCCUCACAUAGGCGGCCUCUCUAACUUCGGCAAGAAUAUCGUAUUGGAGAUGAAUAGAUUGGGCAUGAUGGUGGAUCUCUCGCAUGUCUCGGUGCCAACGAUGCUGGACGCGAUGGAAGCUUCCAGGGCGCCUGUCAUCUUCAGCCACAGUAGCGCUCACGCUUUGUGCAAUUCCUCGCGCAAUGUGCCUGACCAUGCGCUACGACUCCUUGCGCAGACUGGAGGAAUAGUCAUGGUCUCUUUCUAUCCACACUUCAUCAGCUGUGGAGAAAAAUCGACCCUACAGGAUGUCGCCGCGCAUAUCAACCAUAUACGAAAAAUAGCUGGAGUGGAUCACGUCGGAAUCGGAGCUGGCUACGAUGGAAUCAAUUUAACUCCUGCAGGACUGGAGGACGUGAGCAAGUAUCCCGAGUUGUUUGCCGAAUUGCUGGCGAGGGGUUGGUCGGAGAAGGACAUCCGGAAGUUGGCAGGACUGAACCUCAUACGAGUCUUCAAGGCCGUUGAAGAGGAAUAUCCAAUACCUUGGCCACCAUGCUGCCAGGUUAACCAACUAUGGACGAUAUCGGAUUUAAUAAAGCACACAAAUCAUGUAUCUGGGUUGGAUCCCUGCAAUUUUUGUUCGGUUGGAGUCCUGCCAAUCCCAGACACAGCUGCUGCUGUUGGUAAGGGAUCGUAUGACCGAGGAAGGGAUGGAACCUUUAGAAGAGGAAAUCCCUAAGGAAGACAUCAUCGGCCGUGAUUAUUGCCGCUACAAUAUCAAGCGCGUCGAUUCCACGCCUUAAAUUUCAUCCAAUUCCUGUUUCUCUAUCUAAUCCACCUAUCUGACUGUCUAUCUAUCCAUUUAAUAUUCCUUCCUUCCUUCCUUCCUUCCUGCCGUCGCCUCACGAUUAGCAGUAUUCCAAAUGCGAAAUGUCCAAUUUCAAAUGACCAAGACCCAACGUGUACAUUUAAAUAACAAUUAGCAAUAUUUCUUUUUCACAUUUCAUUUGUACUUUCACCUGUACUCGUGAAAUCGGAACCAAACAAUCUAGUCAAUAAUUCGGAAUUUGUUCGAGCGAGGAUACCUAACUGGUUUUCUAAGUGCGUAUGCGAGUGCGUGAUUGGACGAGAGUGUUUGCAUAUAUCGUGCGCAUGCGCAAGACUCACGUAUAAGUGGUAACGUGCCAUUCGUACAAAGGUACCUGAGAGACGAGACAUUUUCUCCCCAGAGUCUCCCACUCUGGAAGAAGUAUCAAAGGAUCCACUUUUGUUUAAACAGAAAACAGUCGGUUGGAUCGCUCGUCGAGUCGCCGAUCAUCUUGACUGAGUGUGUAGCGAUUGUAGCGUGUGUCUUGGAGAGAGUCUAGGAUACAGUAUAGACAUAGAUUUAAGAAAGAGUGAUAAGAUAAAAAAACAACAUACGAACCAUUACUCAUUGUUCAUCGUGCACGACUAGUCAUCGUCGAACGAUGAUAAUUUAUAUCCUUGGUCCUUUGCGUUGCGGGGCAUAUAACGAUUGUUCUCUUUUCCUGCGUUUUGGCCGAGGGACAAAUUUUCGCAAGUGCAACUGAGGUACGAUUAAUCGAAUUUCGAUUGUCACGCUCGAUACUUGUUAUUAGAGUAUUGUGAGAAAUACAAGAUACGUUUUCGGAUU
Messenger RNA from Cephus cinctus (wheat stem sawfly), 4047 nucleotides. RefSeq names its product dipeptidase 1. The record is from RefSeq and is a predicted model, not a curated record. NCBI's taxonomy places the organism in Eukaryota, Metazoa, Arthropoda, Insecta, Hymenoptera, Cephidae. Gene Ontology annotation, biological process: proteolysis. Bases 1816 to 3132 code for a protein of 438 amino acids. The transcript is spliced from 11 exons. Gene Ontology annotation, molecular function: metallodipeptidase activity.